This is a messenger RNA of Chinchilla lanigera (long-tailed chinchilla), 3683 nucleotides long. It is a transcript of the gene Dclre1c, whose product is annotated as DNA cross-link repair 1C. Gene Ontology annotation, biological process: double-strand break repair via nonhomologous end joining; protection from non-homologous end joining at telomere; interstrand cross-link repair. The record is from RefSeq and is a predicted model, not a curated record. Gene Ontology annotation, molecular function: 5'-3' DNA exonuclease activity; damaged DNA binding. NCBI's taxonomy places the organism in Eukaryota, Metazoa, Chordata, Mammalia, Rodentia, Chinchillidae.
CGUGUAGGUUCCCGGAAGUGGAGGCUAGCGGUGUUUGCCCGGGCUUCUGCGGCUGGCUUGGGGUCGCGUCCAGCCGGGCACGAUGAGCUCCUUCCAGGGUCAGAUGGCCGAGUACCCAACCAUCUCCAUAGAUCGCUUCGACAGGGAGAACCUGAGGGCCCGCGCCUACUUCCUGUCGCACUGCCACAAGGAUCACAUGAAAGGAUUAAGGGCCCCGACUUUGAAAAGAAGGCUGGAAUGCAGCUUGACGGUCCACCUGUACUGUUCUCCUGUGACUAAGGAGCUGUUAUUAACCAGCCCGAAAUACAGAUUCUGGGAGAAACGAAUUGUGGCGAUCGAGAUCGAAACUCCCACCCAGAUAGCUCUGAUCGACGAGGCGUCGGGCGAGAAGGAAGAGAUUGUUGUGACUCUCUUACCAGCUGGUCACUGCCCAGGAUCAGUUAUGUUUUUAUUUCAGGGUGAUAAUGGAACUGUCUUAUACACAGGAGACUUCAGACUGGCCAAAGGAGAAGCUGCCAGGAUGGAGCUUCUGCACUCCGGGGGCAGAGUGAGAGACAUCCAGAGCGUGUAUUUAGAUACUACUUUCUGCGACCCAAGAUUUUACCAGAUUCCCAGUCGGGGGGAGUGUCUCAGCGGCAUUUUGGAGCUGGUCCAGAGCUGGAUCACGCGGAGUCCGUAUCACGUGGUGUGGCUGAACUGCAAAGCCGCUUACGGCUACGAGUACUUAUUCACCAACCUGAGCGAGGAGCUGGGGGUGCAGGUUCACGUGGACAAGCUGGACAUGUUCAGAAACAUGCCCGACAUCCUGCAGCACCUCACCACGGAGCGCAGCACCCAGAUCCACGCCUGCCGCCACCCCAAGGCAGAGGAGUACUAUCAGUGGAAUAAAUUACCCUGUGGACUUACUUCCAAGAAUAAAAUUCCACUGCACACGAUCAGCAUUAAGCCAUCCACCAUGUGGUUUGGAGAAAGAUCCAGGAAAACGAAUGUAAUUGUGAGGACGGGAGAGAGUUCGUACAGAGCUUGUUUCUCUUUUCACUCCUCCUACAGCGAGAUUCAAGAUUUCUUGCGCUACCUCUGUCCCGUGAAUGUGUACCCAAAUGUCAUCCCGGUGGGCACAACUCUGGACAAAGUGAGAGAAACCUUAAAGCCUUUGUGCCGGUCUUCUCAAAAUACUGAGCCAAAGUAUAAGCCACUUGGAAAACUGAAGAGAGCUAGAAGAGUCCAUCUAGAUUCAGAGGAGGAAGAUGACCUGUUUGAUGACCCACUGCCAGUACCCUUAAGGCACAAGCUGCCAUACCAGCUAACUCUGCAUCCAGAGGCUGUCUUGCUGACUGCAGUACCACAAAACCAGCCUGAAAAACUGGGACAAAGCACAGGAUGCUGUGAAGGGGAAAGUGUGCAAAGCUCUCUUUUAACCAACUUCAUAGACUGUGAAGAAUCUAACAGUGAGAGUGAAGAAGAAUCAGAUACCUCAGCUUCACGGCAGGAUCUGGACCCUGUAAUGCUUCCUCAGCAAAAGGCUGAUGCAGAUGUACCCCAGUGGAAAGUGUUCUUCAAAAGAAACGACAGUGUCUCAGAAGAGGGUUUGGAAAACUUCCCUUCCUCCACAGAGACCGGGGGAUCUCAGUCACCCAAGCUUUUCAGUGACUCUGAUGGAGAAUCAACCCACAUCUCCUCCCAGAAUUCUUCUCAGUCAACACACAUCACGGAACAAGGAAGCCAAGGCUGGGACAGCCAGGCUGACACUGUUUUGCUAUCAUCACAAGACAGAAAUGGGGAUACUGCCUUUUUGAACAAAGAUGCCCACAGACCAAAAGUCAAGGACAGUAUCCCUGCCUCUCAGAUGGAACAAAAUGUACUUUGCCCAAAGGAUACUUCCAGUGAUGUGAAGAGCAGUGAUGAAGACAUAACUAUAGCUGCUAAUAUCGGGACACACAUACCUGAGGAAAAAACACUGCCAAGUCAUAGCACACACACAGAUUCACAGAGCUCCUCUGAUUUUGAAAUUCCCUCAACUCCAGAAGCUGAGCUACCUAAACAAGAGCAUUUACAAUACUUAUAUGAGAAACUGGCAACAGGUGAGAGUAUAGUAUUGAAAAAAGAAAAUGCUCAUUCUUGGAUAUUUAAGAACUAAAACACCCUGUUCUAGAGCAACCAUUAAAAAGCUUUUACAGGAAAUUAAGUCUUUCAGUAGGUCAGGAACAGUAGAAUAAAAAACGUUCCAAUUGGCCAGGCACAGUGGCACAUACCUGUAAUGCCAGCACAGAGGGAAGCUAACACAAAAAAAUUGAAAGUCCUAGUCCUGCUUGAGCAGCUUAAUCAGCCUGUCUCAAAAAGUGCAGGGAUAUAGCUCAGUGCAAAGGUCAUGGGUUCAAUCCUCAGGACUAAACAACCCAAAAACUAAAGGCAGGCAAUAGAGUAAAUGGGGGAACAAAACAGCACAUGUGCAGGAGAAGUAAAUCUAAACAUCUCAGUAACUACAUUAAAUGUAAAUGGUCUAAGCACAUACCAAGGCAAAGACUACUCAGGGUUAAAAAAACAAAAGAUUACAUGCUGUCCACAAGAAACUGAACUCAAAUGCUAUCUAUAGAUAAAAGAAUGGGGACAAGACACAUGUAAACAUUAACUAAAAGAAAGCUAAAGUGGCUAUAUUAGUAUCAGACCAUUUCCUAAAGAUAAAAGGUGCAGGUUAACUGAGAAGACAUAAUCCUAAAUGUCUGCAUUUAACAGUUUCAAAAUACAUAAUGCAAAAACAAACUAAUGCACAAUUUUAGAGGUUUUAACAUCCUUUUCUUAGUAAGAGAACUAGUAAUAUAUACAGAAAAUCACUAGGAAUAUCACCACCUAACUGGAUCUGACUGAUGUAAGACACACCACCUAACAAGCAGUAGAAUACAUCUCAAGUACACGUGAGCAUCUACCAAAGUCAGAUUAUCGUACACACACUUAAAUUAGAAUAAACUUGGACCUAUUGCAAUAAACUGAUGGCUUUAGGGAAUAAUAGCACCACAUCCCAAAAGCUGUUGCAUCACUUAAAAGCCAGGGUAUGAAUACAAUGGUAAAAUUAUAACCACACAAAUCACAAUGUAAAAAGAAAAUGCUUAAGAAUUAAAUGGCUAAAGUAUAGUGUGUAGUGUGUUCUGUGAGUCAUCUUUAGAGUCCACAAAUGAUUUUGAGGAUUUAAUAAAAUUUCAUAAAUAUAUAAAUACUUUGGUACACUGACAUUUUACAAAUCACAAAAAAAGGCAAAAGCAUCCCUUAAAAUAAGCUGUGGAAUCUCUCAAGUUGGAAUCCCAAUCUGCAGGUUAAAACAAUGACAUGCACCAUCACCGUGAUGCAUGGUAAUUAGACCAAAAAAUACUGGACUCACUGGACUAGGGUAACAAGAGUCGGUCGUAGUACAUGUUACUAGCACAUACAUUUGUGUACAUUCACUAAUACUUCAGACUUAGUUUUAUUUUUUUGGAGACAGGAUGUUGCUCAAGCUGGCCUCGAACUCUUGGCGAUCCUCCUGCUUCAGCCUCCCAAGUAUCGGGAUUAUAGGUAUACACCGCCAUACUUGGCAAGACUUAGUUUUAAUAGUAUACCUUAUAGCCCAAGGUAGGUAUUUUAAAAAUGCUUGUAAACAUUCUUCUGGUGAAUGUACUCCCAGCAUUUUGUAAUUAUACCAUCAUUUUCAC